GGGCGGCCCGAGACCAGCUUAUCAAGCAACCGGUUGUCUCACCCCAGCUCUGGAAGGAGCACCUUCUGCUCCAUCAUUGCUCAGCUAACAGAGGAGACCCAGCCGCUAUUUGAGACCACGCUCAAAUCCCGAGCUGUGUCCGAGAACAGCGAUGUCAAGUUCACGUGUGUCGUCACAGGGUACCCGGAGCCAGAGGUGACCUGGUACAAGGAUGACACGGAGCUGGACCGCUACUGUGGCUUGCCAAAAUACGAGAUCUUUCACCAGGGCAACCGCCAUACCCUGCAGCUGUACAGGUGUCAAGAAGAAGAUGCCGCCAUCUACCAGGCCUCUGCCCGGAACACCAAGGGCAUUGUGUCCUGCUCAGGGGUCCUGGAGGUGGGCACCAUGACAGAGUACAAGAUCCACCAGCGAUGGUUUGCCAAGUUGAAGCGCAAGGCCGCCGCGAAGAUGCGUGAGAUCGAGCAGAGCUGGAAGCACGGGAAGGAGGUGGAGGGGGAGGCCGACACACUGCGCAAGCUCAGCCCUGACCGCUUCCAGCGCAAGCGACGACUGAGUGGGGCGGAGGUGCCGGGCCCCCCCGCCCCCCCCGCCCCUCCCAGGGAGGCAGAGGACGGGACCCCGGUGCCUUGGCAGGAGGGAGAAGCCGAGUCUCCCCAACACCCAGGUUUGGGCCUGAUCAACAGUUUCGCUUCCGGAGAGGUGACCACCAAUGGCGAGGCCGCCCCCGAGAACGGGGAAGACGGGGAGCAUGGCUUGCUGACCUACAUCUGUGAGGCCAUGGAGCUGGGGCCUCAGAAAGCUCCCAGAAAGGAGUCUGGGGCCAAGAAGAAAAAGAAAGACGAGGGAUCUAAGCAAGGUGUGCGGAAACCAGAGUUCGAGAAGGCAGCCCGAAGCCGUUGGUCUUCUGAAAACCGUGUCCCUGGAUCGGACAGACCUGAUUCCGGUGGGACUCAGGGGGCCGUGGAUAGGGAGCAGCCCCAGACCCAGCCCAGGAGCAGGGCUGCACCGGGACCUGGGUCCUCUGGAUCAGACGGUUCCAAGAAGCCAGACUCCACUGUGGGCGCUCAAGACAAGGCCCAGGAUGCCCCGGCCCCGACCCCCGCCCCGGGCCCAGACCAGGAAGUGUACUUCUCUCUGAAGGACAUGUACAUGGAGAGCACCCGGACAGUCAGGCCUCAGCGGGAAGAUGCGUCCCGCCCACCAAGUGUCAAGGCACCAGGAGAGAUUCCCUCAGGGAAGGUACCCAUCGAGGCUGGAGAGCCAGGCAUGCCUGCCGCCCCUGGCCAGCCCACACCCUCCUUGGCUCCACCGCCCACCAGGCCUUUUAACAGGAGGAGAUUUGCUCCCCCCAAGCCCAAAGGGGAGCCCGCCACCCACGGCCAGCCUAUUUCCUCCCUAAGUCAAGCUCCAGAACACAAGGAGGCCCAGGGCUCUGGGAAGAACCCGCCCCAGACCUCUCCCCAGGUGCCGACACCCCCUGCCCGGCGGAGGCACGGCUUGCGGGACAGCCCCUCGCAGGGGCGAGCCAGCCACAGGACCCUGGGAGAGGUCCUGGAGCCCCAGGCAGCCACGGCUGCAACUGCGCCGGCCAGCAGCAGCUCUGGGAGUCGAGGGAGCACCGAGCCUAUGGAUACAGAGACCCCGGAAGAUAGGAGAACAUCCGCUCCCCAGAGAACUGGCGACAAGACUAUGCAGGCCGAUGGGAAGAUGCAGUUGGAUGGGAGGGUCCAGGGGGACAGGACGGAAACGACCCAGAGGACACAGACAGAUGGGAAGACACAGGUGGACGUUGCGACUCCAGAAAGUGAGACGCCACAGUCAGACAGGAGUUGGCAGAAGGAUGUGAAGACACAGGCAGAAAGGAUGCAGGCAGAGGAGACACAGGAAGACAGGAAGCCACAGACAGAUGCGAGGACACGGGAGGGCAGAAGGGUACAGGAAGCGGAGGGGAUGCAGUUGGCGGGGAGCAUAGCCACGGUCACGGAAGGUCAGUCAGAGCAGGAGUCUGCAGCCAGCCUCAGCCCACGGUGCAGAGCCCCUGAACCCCCUCCUUCUGAGGGUCCUCAGGCUCCCCAGGUUGGCGAAUAUUUUGCACAGACCCCUGCAGGGUCUCAUGUCCCAGAAACACCUGGUCUCAGGCUUAGAUCUGAGGAGGCAACAUCCACAAAUCUUGAGGAAACUGGGCUGGGUCCCCCGUCAGGGAAUCUGCCACCUCGUACAGGGAGCUCAGAGCAGUUGGAAAGAGAGAGUUCCGGCCCAACCAGAGCCAAGCUGGAGGACAGCCUGUUCCAGCACCCUAGGGACAAGCAGCAGGGGGAAGCACUGGGUGUGGAGUUGGGUAUCUGUCCUCCAGCUGGCCUGAGCCAGGAGGUACCUGCUUCCUCUCCUCUUCCUGGGACUGGCCCACAGGAGCUGCCCGGCACCCCACUUUCACAGCACAGGAACAUGGCUGCCUUCCCACCCCCUGGGGACCAGGCCUUGCUGAGUUCUGCCCCCACGCUGCUCCCAGGCCUAGGGACCCCCACUCAGAGUCACCCACCAGAAACCAUGGCCACCAGCAGUGAAGGGGCCUGUGCUCAGGGGCCAGAUGUGGAGGGGAAGACUCCAGGUCCCCGGAGUUGUGACCCUGGCCUCAUAGAUUCCCUGAAAAACUACCUGCUUCUGCUGCUGAAGCUCUCGAGCCCGGAGACAAGUGGGGCGGGGGCAGAGUCCCCGGCUGGGUCUCUGGGGCCUUCGCCUGCCCUGGUUCCCACCGUGGAAGUGGCUGGGCUGAGUCCCCGGACGUCCAGGCGCAUCCUGGAGCGUGUGGAGAAUGAUGACCUGGUGCAGAGUGCUCAGAGCCUACUGCUCAGCCCCUGCACCUCCCGCCGCCUCACCGGCCUCUUGGACCGUGAGGUGCAGGCUGGCCGGCAGGCCCUGGCCGCCACCCGGGGCUCCUGGGGCCCUGGCCCCAGCCCGCUCACUGUCCCUGCCAUCGUGGUUGGUGAGGAGGGCCCCGUGUUACCCUCUGAAGGAUCCAGUGAGGGUCAGGGAGAGGUUCCCAUUGAGGAGCCCAGCCUCCUGGGGACCACUCCCGAGAGCAGCACAGGCAGGCCGCUGGGGCAAGCAGGUGGGCAGGCAGCCCACAGCAGAGCUCAGGAACCCUUGCCAGAGGAGGAGGGCCCAGGGGAGGCUACCACAGGUCUCCCUGCAGCCACUCCUGAGGAGCUGGCUCUGGGGGCCCGCAGGAAGAGAUUUCUCCCUAAGGUCAGAGCAGCAGGAGAUAGGGAGACGACCAAGCCUGAAGAGGGAGAUAGCCCCACAGUGUCCCCCCGGGGGCCCAGGAAGAGCCUGUCACCUGGGUCCCCGGGAUCUCUGAGGAGGGAGAGACGCUCCCCUACCCAAGGUAGAAAGGCAAGCAUGUUGGAGGUACCCCGGGCAGAGGAGGAGCCGGUGGGAGACCUGGGCCCCAGCCCCAAGGCCGAAGGCCCAGACGCCGAGCUGGUCCCGGAUGAAAGCAAGCAGGAAGCUUUGACCACGCCCAAGAAGGCCAAAGACCUGCUGAAAGCCCCACAGGUGAUCCGGAAGAUUCGAGUGGAGCAGUUUCCUGAUGCCUCGGGCAGCCUGAAGCUCUGGUGCCAGUUUUUCAACAUUCUUAGUGACUCAGUCCUGACGUGGGCCAAGGAUCAGCGCCCGGUGGGCGAGGUGGGCAGGAGUGCCGGGGACGAGGGGCCGGCUGCCCUGGCCAUCGUGCAGGCAUCUGCUGUAGACUGCGGCGUGUACCGAUGCACCAUCCACAACGAGCACGGCUCGGCCUCCACCGACUUCUGCCUCAGCCCCGAGGUGUUGUCAGGAUUCAUCUCCAGAGAAGAAGGUGAAGUUGGAGAAGAAAUUGAGAUGACCCCGAUGGUGUUUGCCAAGGGUCUGGCAGACUCAGGCUGCUGGGGAGACAAGCUCUUUGGGCGGCUGGUGAGCGAGGAGCUCCGGGGUACUGCCCACGGCUGCGGCCUUCGGAAGGCCUCCCAGGCCAAGGUCAUCUACGGGCUAGAGCCCAUCUUUGAGUCAGGCCGCACGUGCGUCAUCAAGGUGUCCAGCCUUCUUGUCUUUGGGCCCAGCAGUGAGACGUCUCUCCUGGGCAGAAACUAUGACGUCACCAUCCAGGGGUGCAAGAUCCAGAACAUGAGUCGGGAGUACUGCAAAAUCUUCGCAGCUGAAGCCCGCGCUGCACCUGGGUUUGGGGAGGUGCCUGAGAUCAUCCCGCUGUACCUGAUCUACCGACCUGCCAACAACAUCCCCUAUGCUACGCUGGAGGAGGACCUGGGCAAACCCCUGGAGUCUUACUGUUCUCGGGAAGGGGGCUGUGCUGGGACUCCCGCUGCAGCCCACAACUCUGAGGCUGUGCAGAAAUGCCAGACCUUCCAGCACUGGCUGUAUCAGUGGACAAACGGCAGCUUUCUUGUCACAGAUUUGGCAGGGGUGGACUGGAAGAUGACAGAUGUGCAGAUUGCUACCAAACUGCGCGGAUACCAAGGCCUCAAGGAAAGCUGUUUCCCUGCCCUGCUGGACCAGUUUGCCUCUGCCCACCAGUGCAACGCCUUCUGUGAGAUGCUGGGGCUCAAACCCCUCAAGGGCCCCGAGACCGCCCACCCCCAAGCCAAGGCCAAAGGCUCCAAAAGUCCAUCUGCUGGCAGGAAGGGCCCCCAUCUGAGUCCCCAGCCUCAGAAGAAAGGCCUCCAUAGUCCUCAGGGCACCCGGAAAAAUGCCCCAAGCUCCAAGACCACCCUUCAGGCCUCAGAGUCAGUCGCCGUCCAGUUACUGGGGCAGCCUCCCACCCAAGAAGGAGGCCCCAAGACCCAGGGCAUGCGGUAGCCCCAACAGGAGGCUGGGGGCCUCCACCCAGCAGCAGACCAACCAGGAAGCAGCUUGACCUCGAAUGGAGACUUUCACGAUACGGAACUAACAGGAGAAGGUGCACCGAAGAGGCACCGCCCGGGGACCUUUCUGAGCAGCCUCUCCUCCAUCAGCUCCUCAUCAGAUGGCUGUGGUGCCUGGGACGUGGCCCACUGGCCUCCCCCGGCACCAUCGUCACCCAGGGCUCCCAGGCCUCAAGCAGGCCCCACCUCCAAGAGCCUAAAGGCCAAAGCCCUCCUUGAAGUUUACACUUGCCACUGCUGGAGGCUCCCCUGAGUCCUCUGCAUGAGUUCUGCCCCCGGCCCCUUGCCCCAGCCUCACCCCAUGGCAGAUGCAUUUUAGGGGGAUGAGGGUCAACAGUUACCCUCUGCCCCCACUUGGCCCUGACCCCUCCCUGUCCUCUGCUGGGCCUGGCCUGGUGACUCUCAGGGUGUCUUCUCCUUGCAGCUACUUUGCCUCAUUUACCCCAGCUUAUCCUGCAACUAACCUGUCCCUGAGCCCAGAUGGGGCUUGGGGCCUUUCCAGAGCCGUCAUGUCCUUGUGCAGUGGUCUUUGAUGAUGUGUGUUCAUUCCCUACCUCCCCCAUCACUCAGGCACUCACCCACCUGCUCCCCGGGCUCCCUCGAACCUCCUCCCCCUCACACACACACACACACGCACACGCCCCUAGCUUUGAGCCAGUUGCAGCUGCUGCCUGCCUUCACCAACCAAGUUUGUGCUCAUCUCUGCCUGAGGGCUCCCUGAGCCCUGACCCCUCACUACCCACCACAACCCUGAGUCAGGAACAGACUCUCUGGCCUCUCCCUCCCCCAUUCCCAGGCUCUCUGCUUAUGAGAGCUAGCCUGAUGGUUGCGUCAGCACCUACAGCCAGAGGGAAGGUGCCGACUCAAGGGACCUUGUGCUCCACACUGAAAGGAGCCAUGGUCACACCCCUCCACCAGGAGCAUGGGUGUCCGGGAAGGAUGCUGUACCUCCGUGCCCUCGGGCAGAGGGCUUUCUCUGCCUGGGAAUCAGGAUCCUCACUCCCGUUAGCUCCUGAUCCUCGGGUUCCAGCUCUGGGCUCUCAUGCUUGGGCUCCCAAGGGAUUCCUGUGCUGGGCCCUGCUCCCAGGGUCCUUCCAGAUUAUCCCUCCUUGAGGCCUGGGAUGGAUCUGGAGCUAGACAGCUCCUCUUGGAAUGCAAUAAAGGCAGCGGCUGUGUA
Messenger RNA from Tupaia belangeri chinensis (Chinese tree shrew), 6093 nucleotides. RefSeq names its product alpha kinase 3 (gene ALPK3). The transcript has 14 exons. Lineage: Eukaryota; Metazoa; Chordata; Mammalia; Scandentia; Tupaiidae. The record is from RefSeq and is a predicted model, not a curated record. Gene Ontology annotation, molecular function: protein serine/threonine kinase activity; ATP binding. Gene Ontology annotation, biological process: protein phosphorylation; cardiac muscle cell development. The annotation marks the transcript as partial. Gene Ontology annotation, cellular component: nucleus.